AUGUCAUCCCACGCUUCGUCCGCCAGCUCAGCCCUCGUGUCUCCAUCCAAGCAGUCUGUCAAGGAAGAAGUGCAAGAGGUGGCAGCCGUCACAAUCAAGGAAAGAAGCAACAGCAGCGUCACCAUCUGCAUCAUUCGCGAGCAGGGCCUAGGUAGCCUCAAGAAAGCUUGCGCACAUCAUGCCGGACUAUUCAAACGCGGGUCGCCUCUCGUGUUUUUCACAACGGCAGAACUCCUGCAGGACACCAUUGACGCCGUUGGGCUUUCGAGAGAGCGUCGCAUAUUGACGCUCCUUUUCAGCCCUGUUGUAGACGAAAUCUCGUUUCAUGUUCCAUCGCACUUCAAGCAGCUCAAGAUUCUCCGGUGUGUCAAACGCUCAGAUGGAGGCAAGUUGCUUGUCCACGGGUCCUCGACCUACAACGACGUGCGUCUCGACAAGUGGCAGGCACAUAAACACGGGCGCCAUGAGCUCCUGGUUGGCUACAAGCACGGUGUUCGCAUCAAAAUAGCUGACAUUGUCAAUUUGCCCAACUGGUCACGGUGCCGUGGCGAGUUUGGGGACUCGGAAAAAUCCCAGUUGCGCCAACAUUUCGAGACUCUGUCCAAGGACAGCAACUGGGAUAAGGUGAGGGGACCAGUUGCCGCCAUCUUGGGCAUCGUGGUCGGGACUGCGAAAUUCACCGUCGCACUCGGCGGAGCAGUAGGCGGCAUCCACGUUAAAUAUGCCUUUGGCUUGCACGCUCUGGAAAUAGGGGCUGGCGGUGCCAAGUUUACUGUUGUCGCCACCGCCGCUGGACCUGCGGUUGCCCUCGGAGUCUUGGCCGCUGCAGCGGUUUAUUUCGUGCCGUGGGAGCAUCUCUUUGACUGGCUCCGGGGGGCUGUCAGCUGUGUCUGGGACAAGGCUUGUGAGAUUUGGGAAAAGUUCAAAGACUGGGUCUUAUGUCUGUUUACAAACACGUCUCCGAGGAAGCCUAGGCAAGUCCACGGCGGCAUCCCCCGGGCCGGCAGAUUUGCUCAUAGCUAG
Molecule: messenger RNA, 1023 nt
Organism: Metarhizium robertsii ARSEF 23
Lineage: Eukaryota; Fungi; Ascomycota; Sordariomycetes; Hypocreales; Clavicipitaceae
Exons: 2
Coding region: 1-1023 (340 amino acids)
Source: RefSeq, a predicted model, not a curated record